CAUCUCGUCGACGAAAAAGAGGAACUAUUUUCUCACGGCGGAGGUGGCGCACUCGUAACCAAACUUACCAAACGCGCAAUCGCAAUCGCCGUGACGCACGGCGAUUGUUGUUGCGAGAGUGUCACCGAGAAUCUCGAGAAUCGCGUUCGUGUCAAUUUAUCGUCCGGGAGGUCCGUCACGGAGAGCAAAUUAAAGAGAGAGAGAGAGAGGAGAGUGUGCGCGCGCGUGUAAACGAAAGGGCAAGCUACAGAAAGUACGGAACCAAGUGAAGGUACGAAGGAGAGCCGAGGUCGCCGUCGUCGUCGUGUCGCGCGACUCUCAGACGAGAGACAAUGAAAUUCCAGUACAAGGAGGAACAUCCGUUCGAGAAGAGGAAGGCCGAGGGCGAGAAAAUCCGACGGAAAUAUCCCGAUCGGGUGCCCGUGAUAGUUGAGAAGGCACCUAAAGCAAAGAUUAGUGAUCUGGACAAGCAAAAGUAUUUGGUACCUUCUGAUUUGACUGUCGGUCAAUUUUACUUUUUAAUUCGUAAGAGGAUUCAUUUACGUCCUGAAGAUGCCCUGUUCUUCUUUGUAAACAACAUCAUUCCUCCAACAAGCGCUACCAUGGGUUCUCUUUAUGCGGAACAUCAUGAAGAGGAUUUCUUCCUAUACAUAGCGUAUAGCGAUGAAAAUGUAUACGGUCACUAAACCCCGCAGGAUGAACAAAUCGCCAAAACAGCAAGAUUCAACAACAAAAAUCUACCAUCUACCAAUGUAGUCCUCAUAGAUGCUUUCGAAAACCGAGCAUACAAAAUUACAUCUAUCGAUAUACUUUGUGUGAAAUUUUGUCUUGAUACUGCACAUUCGCUUCCAUAAAUCUGCACAAUCAUAUCCUUGGAUGAUAAAGAAAAGAUGCUUGUCGAUUUCAUUCUUUUUAUUCUGCUACCUAAGAGGGCUUAGUUCACCGUAUUGUAUAAGAAUAAUUUGUCCAAAAUUAUAUGAUCGUGUAAUAUCUAGCCUGGCCACCCAUAAAA
This is a messenger RNA of Mycetomoellerius zeteki, 1012 nucleotides long. It is a transcript of the gene Atg8a, whose product is annotated as GABA type A receptor-associated protein autophagy-related 8a. NCBI's taxonomy places the organism in Eukaryota, Metazoa, Arthropoda, Insecta, Hymenoptera, Formicidae. The record is from RefSeq and is a predicted model, not a curated record. The coding region runs from base 333 to 686 and encodes 117 amino acids. The transcript is spliced from 3 exons.